AUGGCGAAAUGGACUAAGAAAUCGUAUGACGAAGCGAAAAUGGAGGAGAAAGUCCUUAUGCCACAUACGUAUCUGCUGCCUCUACGCAUCUACGGUUUUGUGGGUAGUGAACUGCCCAAAGCUAUCAAUUAUUGGCUCAACAUACCCAAUGACAAGCUCACGGCUAUUCAGAAAGUCUUGGUCAAAAUAAACAACGCGUUUGCUAUACAAGACGACUUGAUGGACGAGUCCCUUUACCGGCGCACGCAGCCCGCCGCACACAGGGUGUUCGGCAAAGCGCUGGCGAUUAACUCCUGCAUACAUCUGCAGUUCCUAGCGCUACGGGAUAUCAUUCAAUUAGGACAUCCUAAGGCUGCAGAGUUGUACAGCGAGUGUUAUAUUAAUUUUUCAAGAGGACAGGGGCUGAGUACCUACUGGCGAGAUCACCAAUGUGACGUCACGCUGGACGACUAUAACCAAACGACGAUCAACCAAACCGGAUGUCUCAUCGUAUUCGUAAUUCAACUGAUGCAGUUAUUCAGCGAGAACAAAACAGACUACGAAUAUUUAGCGAAAAUGUUCUCAAUUUACUAUCAGAUACGAGAUGAGUAUGUGGACUUGAAAAAACCGGAGGCUGUUGAAGAAGGGACGCGAAUUCCAGAGCUUCAGAAACUCUCCACAAUGACGUUUUGCGACGACUUCACGGAGGGGAAGUUCAGCGUAGCCGUAAUACACUCACUAAAGAGUCAACACCGCGACGUUAUUCUUGGUAAUUUGAGUCAAUUCAGACAGCAACACGACGACGGGCAAAGACAAGCACACCUUUAUGUUAGUAUGGUGGUAAAGAAAGAUUAA
This is a messenger RNA of Aricia agestis (brown argus), 834 nucleotides long. Its product is annotated as geranylgeranyl pyrophosphate synthase-like. Lineage: Eukaryota; Metazoa; Arthropoda; Insecta; Lepidoptera; Lycaenidae. Bases 1 to 834 code for a protein of 277 amino acids. Gene Ontology annotation, molecular function: prenyltransferase activity. Gene Ontology annotation, biological process: isoprenoid biosynthetic process. The record is from RefSeq and is a predicted model, not a curated record. The transcript is spliced from 8 exons.